GUAUAUACUUUCAUUGAGGUUUGUGGAUAGAGUGCAAGCAAUAACUAGUCUCUGAAUGCCUUACAUCUUCUGUUAAAAAGUACCUAUUACACUCAAUUAUUAAGGCAUGCUCAAAGUAAUUAGAAAACUCCAUACUCUUUAUUUUACAGUAUAUACAUUCCUAAGUAAAAAUGGAUCAGUAUGUGAUGGUGCGAGUAUUGGGUGAAGGCUCAUUUGGAAGUGCUUUUCUUGCAAGACACAAGACAUCGUCUGAACUUCUUGUUUUGAAGAAAAUACCACUCAGGAAACUCACACGCCAAGCAGUUGCAGAUGCUAUGAAAGAAGUGCUGGUGCUAUCCAGCCUCAGUCAUCCUCACAUUACUCAGUUCAAGCACAGCCUUGAGCUUGAAGGAGAGCUCGUCAUUGCCAUGGAGUAUUGUGGCGGUGGAGACCUACGAAAUGUCCUGAAUCAAAGAGGAGGAGUUCUUUUUCCACAAGAAAGGAUAUUGGACUGGUUUGUUCAGCUAUGCCUUGCAGUGAAAUACAUACAUGACAGGCAUAUUCUACAUCGGGACAUAAAAUCCCAGAAUGUGUUUCUCACUGAAGAUGGAAGAAUUAAGCUUGGUGAUUUCGGUAUAUCCAAGGUGCUGGAAAGCAGUAAGGAACUAGCAAGUACAUGCAUUGGAACACCCUAUUAUUUAUCCCCGGAAAUGUGUCAGAAUAAACCAUACAAUAGCAAAAGUGAUGUAUGGGCGCUGGGAUGUGUAUUGUACGAGAUGGUAGCAUUAAAGCAUCCCUUUGAAGCCACGUGCAUGAAGAGCUUGGUUCUGAAAAUCAUGAAAGGUUCAUAUCAACCAGUUCCUUCUAAGUUCAGUUGGGAUCUCAAAGCACUCAUCAGGCAAAUUUUACAAAGCAACCCCGUACAUCGUCCUUCAGUCACCACAAUACUUGCUAAAAAAAUCGUACUAGAGCGAGUGCCUAAGUUUCUGGAUGGUAUUGCUGGUAAUAACGAUCUGAUGGUUGCUCUGAGGGAGCGCAAAGAUGCUGAACACCUUGGAAGUGGCAGAGUAAGUUUUAGUGCUACUAACAUCACUGGUCCAGCUGCCAAGUAUGGACAAAGUGCAGUGCAAAGAAAAAUUGGCAGGAAAUCUUCACCAUUGAAGAGUUCAGGGCUAGCUAAACGUACUCCACCUAAAGGUAUAUCCAAAUUUUCAUUAGUGUCUUCCAGGAAGCUGAUCGGAAAAAACAUCAAACAGUGCAAUAUUAGUUCAAAUGGUGAGAACACUCUACUGGAGCCUAGAAAAAGAAGGAAAAGUAAAUCAAUCGAAGGAUUGAGGUGUAAACUUUUGGCUACACCAUCUAAGCUUGAAAGUCCUUGCAUCCCUCCAGAGAAAGAUAACUCAGAACCAGAACCGAAGCUACUUGCUCCUUCUGUCGAAUUAAUACUGAAAGAUAUUCACGAAGGAAAGUAUUGUGUUCAACAGAGCUAUUCCGUCAAACAGGAAGCGCGUUUGCCAAGAAACACCUCUCAUGAAAUGAAGAUUUUGAGAAGAAAAUCUGCAGAAUCUUUAUUAGAUGAUGAUUGGUGUUCCCAACAAGACGACGGAGACACAGCUUCUUUAUGUGACCACACGUGGUUUGAGGAGGAUCAAGAUUAUCAAAUCCCUGGCAUUUGCAUGCUGGACUCUGGUAAAUCUAGCAAAUUAGGUGCAAUCACCGAGUUUGAUCUCUGUGGAAAGAUUCUCGAUGAUAAGAUAGAGAUAAAAAACAAAGCUAACAAAGAAAUUUGCAUUAGUAAAGAUUUUGAUAAAAAAAUAGAUGUAGUUUCUAAAAUAUUGUCCUAUGGCGCCAUUGAGCAGAACAAUAGAUCUCAAUAUAAUACCCCCGCUGCUGCCGUUGAUAAGGUGACUUUAAAAUCGACCAAAAAUCGCGUAGAUUCUAAUGACCACGAAAUACCUGCAAAAUUUCCUGACAUCGUUCCCAGCUUGCGAGAAGACAGCAGCUUGGUUUCAAGUACUCCCCUGAAACAACCUAGAUCGGCAUGGCAUCCCUGGGAUCCAGCCGCCCUCCACGAAAUGCCUCUUGAAAUCACCAGCUCCAAGAUGGACUCCACCACUGACAAAGUUAUAGCUCACGGCCCUGGCUACCGAGUUAUACACACGGAUAGUGUUUUAGUGGAUCCUUGUCUCGAUGCCUCGGCUCGUACUCUAAACUUGUCUCGAAAUGCUCCAAUUGGUUUCGAAGCUAUUAAUAACCAUGUUUCGUGCGUCAGUGGUUCCGAACUAGUAAAAGUUACUAUACCAAACGUAAGUCCCAUUGAACAGAAAAGCUUUGCUAGGAGAUCGGAGCACUCUAGAGACGACUGCCCGCCUUUCAAUGAGCGACGACAAUGGUUGAAGCGUCCUGCCGAUGAUGUUAUGGACAUUUUAAGUAACGCACGCGUUGUGGAAGCAACCCUAGACUCGUUUCAGACUAGUGCCCUCAUUGAGAGUCUUAUUAAAGAAAAUUCGCCUGCAAAAUCUCAAAGAUGUUUUACUACAAAGCGUUUUUCUUGUGGUGUUAAUCGUGGGAGUCAGGAAGUGGACAGUACUACUUUUAAUUCACCAAGGAAGUACCACCCUGUUACAGAAUCUCAGCAUUCGGAAAAUGUCUUGGCCGAUAAGACUUACAUAUUGUCUUCCGAAGAAGGAAAAAAUAAGUUGAGUCGCACAUAUUCCAUAAGUGACUCAUCAGUGUCUGAAGAAAAUUAUAUUGCUGGUACGGAAUGCCAGAAUGAAGAAUUUAAAAACAGUAAUUUCAAAGUUCCUAAACCUCAAAAGCGACUUAUAAAUAUCCUGCUACGACGCGAAUCUCAGAAGAAAGUAAAUGCUGCGGGGAGCAACCCUGACCUCAAAUCUACUUUUGUUGUUGCCAAAUCAGAAAAUGUCUCGUCAGAAACUGUGGUCCUUUCAUCUGGGGAGUCCAGUUCUGAAGUAGAGGAGAUAGGUGCGGGUGCAGGUAAAAACCAAUUAGGUAACCCUAAUUUGGUCAAAUCCAGACGAAGUUUCUCGGAUUUUCUGCGUAAGAUUGUCUCGGCAAAGCCCCAAUCGGAGGUGAAAGAGCUCUCCAAGUAUAAAAUGGAUGAUUCGUGCGAAGAUAUCCAGAGGCCCCCAUUAGAACUUCCUGCAGAAAUCCUGUCUGAAGAGAACGUGCAAAUAACAUUCUCGCCAUCAAGCGUCGAUGUUAUUCAGUCUUGCCCGACUAGCACCCAAUUUUGUGACAAUGUCGUUUCUAGCUUGGGCGAACCCGAUGCUGUUGACAAUAAAUCGUAUCUGCCGUACGACGCCAAAUUCACUAUGACCCCUAAAACGGCGUGUUCGAGCGAAAGCGGUUACCGUACUAUUACUAGUCAGUGUACUCACUCGGAUAUAACUAGUGAAGAUCUCGAUAGUCGCCUUUCAAACACCUGUAAAAUAAACAAAAUUGAUCAAUUAAGCUCUAAGUCUACUACUCUAGAUAAAAACUUGUCAUCGCCUGUCGAUCAUUGCGAUGAAGAUUUGUUAACAGAAUCGAGCAAAGAUGUGAAAGCAAUAGACGCGAUUCCUCGCGAACCCGACCCGUCAUCUAUCAACAACCAUGUCAAGUCACCAGAACCUCAAGCCAUGGUCGUGCCACUAGAUUCCGUGGAACGGGAGAGAUGCAUACGGAGACUCGCCAUGAUCCUUGUGUCAAAUAUUAUUGAGAAGUCCAAGGAGCGUCUGAGUGCUCAGCUGCUGGCUGGCGCUGUUGACGGCAAAUGUGAAGACGUUGAGCAAGCAGAGACUUUCCCAAACGAGACUAGUAAGAUAUCGAAACAGGUGUUGGGCUCUCUUGUUAAUACGUGUGUGGAUUGUACCUCUUCUGCUUCUCAAAUUGGGUGUGAGGGCGACAAAUCAAACUCCUCUUGUUUAGCUGAAGACAGUCUAUCUUUACAUUCACUCGGCUCCAUUAAUGUUGCAAGCGCCCAUGAAGUGAAUGAUGGUUUUGUUGAGCGAUUCAGUAUCCAGGAAAGAUCAGCUUUCGAAAUGAAAAUUGUGGAUCACUUGUACAGCUGUCUGUGGUCUACCCUGAGUUCUGGUUGCGGUUCUAACUCUGAAGUGACGACGGCAAUGAAUUCGACAGAUCUUAUUUGCACUGCUCCACGACAUGAAAAUUUGGAUCUGGAGGAUCUACCACCGGACAAUUCAAAUGAGAAGUUUGUUCCAUCGGUUGACGUUUCUGCAACGCAUUCUUUUUCCAGAGAAAUGAACGUAACUGUGGUUGAAAAAGCACCUUGUAGUAGUGCAUCAGAGAAAUGUGAAUUUCCUAAGGAGACCGCGAUCGAAAAAGAAUUUACUGCGGAAAAUGAGGAGCCUGUAUUCCCUGAAAUAGCCAGUUCAUUGGAAAGCUCUAUGGAGAUUUGUCGUAAUGAUCAUGAAGUACAAGACACUUUGUCCAAAAAUCUGGCCCAGUCUCGGAGUAUGAGAACUGGUGCUGAAUUUAACAUCGAUGCCGCAUCGUGUAAUCCCGCUGAAAAAUAUCAGAGUCCUAAUAAAAUGUGCAGUGGAUCUUCUGCUUGUGAUAUCGUGGUUGAAAACCGUUUGUCAGCGAACUUGCAGGUGCCAAAUUCUAUUGACCAGCCUGAAAUCAUUGGGAAUUUCAGCACUUUGCCUGAAGAGAAUUCCAAUGAACAAACUCACUGCGAGUCUUUUACAAGUGCUACAUUUUUAUAUCCAACUAUUGAUGUUUUGCACGAAGAGAUGAGUCUAGACCUGCCUCCCAUUUUGACGCUUAGAAAUACAGGGACAUUAACACCUAAGGUCGUCGAGUCGGCUUCAAUUGGUGUGAAUGAACGGCACGAAAUGAUGGAUGUCAAUAAAUUAAUUCCUAAAGGAGAACAGCCUGUAUUGCCAAGUUUUUCUGGCGCCAACGAAUCUGCAUUUAUGGAAAGUGAAAAACCUUUAAAUAAUAUAUUAAAUGGUGUCCCUGACGUCGUAACCGAGGCCACAAUAGGCGAUCAAAGUGCUAGUGAUAUUGAUGGAAUAUUGUUGUGUUUCCCGACAACCUCACGUGGUGAUUUCUCUGAUUUUGAGUCCAAAAAUCGAGAUAUUAUAAACUCAGUGCAAAGCCUAACUGAUAUUAUAUGUGAGGUCAAACAAAUGCCUGACGAACCAUAUAAUUCGCACAAUAAUUCUCUGGGAUAUUCAGCUCAUGCACUCGCACCAUCGAAUGGCUUCUCGCUGACCAAGAAUGAUCAUUUAAUUUCAUGUGAUAAUUUCUCUGGCACCAAGAUCGUUGCAGAUAUUAAUGAAUCAGCGGGAAAGAUCGAUGAAGCCUCUACGCUGUUUUCAGGUCCUGUAAGUUACGAUACUAAUUAUCGUCUCUCCAAAGGAAUAGUCACGGAAGAGGAAAUUUCCAAGAAAUUAAGUGUCGAAGAUCUAACGUACGUGACUCCAUCGAACGACGGCGAUGUCUUCGGGUGGAUUGAGGAGCAGCGAGUCACGUUGGAGAAUUCGCUAGGCUUAAAUGUUUUUAUCGAAUGUCACCGAGCGUCAGUCUCUGUAGCCGCGCAGUCUUCAUCACUCGAGGAGUUCAUGAAGAAUAUUCUACCGGUGCUCGCACGCAUCACCGAGAAAGAGGCGCAACAAACCCGUGCUGAAUUCGCAAACUCCAAGCCUGCCUCUUCAGCGAUAUCUCAAGCCGCGUCUCACUUGGGUAUUUCUAAUGUGCCAAUUGAUUCGUUUGGAGGGCAGCCACAUGCAGGGCUUCUACGUUUUGACCUCUUGAAUGGGCAAAUAGAGUCGACAAUUACCAUGGAGGUGUCGAAAUCUGGUCAGACAGCAGACCUCUCAUCAGCAGGUCAGGCAGCAGAUCUCUCAACGGCAGGUAACACAGCUGAUCUCUCAACGGCAGGUAACACAGCGGAUCUCUCAACGGCAGGUCAGAUAGCGGAUCUCUCAACGGCAGGUCAGAUAGCGGAUCUCUCAACGGCAGGUCAGAUAGCGGACCUCUCAACGGCAGGUCAGGCAGCAGAUCUCUCAACGGCAGGUCAGGCAGCAGACCUCUCAACGGCAGGUCAGGCAGCAGAUCUCUCAACGGCAGGUCAGGCAGCUGAUCUCUCAACGGCAGGUCAGGCAGCUGAUCUCUCAACGUUAGGUCAGGCAGCAGACCUCUCAACGGCAGAGCAGGCUGCCCCUGUAGUCGAUGUAAAACUUGGAAAAUUUUCGCCAAAACUUUCAGCUCGUGAUCAGUUUUUGACCACCGAGUUCACUGGCACUCGUGCAACAACUUCCUCUACUCUGCCUGGCGACGAUGCAACAAAUUUCUCGGCCUUAAAUGAAGAUGGAAAUUCAAGUUUUGUCCCUGGAGAAGACGUCACAAGCUGCCUCCAUGUCGCCAUGUUGGCAAAUUCUUUUGGAGAUAUUGAAGAGAGCGUGGGUAGUGAAAAUGAACUACCAGUUAACUGCAUAGCGGUGAACUUUUAUUGUGAAACGUUAUCAGUGUCAACAAAUGUGCCAAAUUUAGCAGCAACGACUGAAUUUUCCAUCCCUCACGCAGAAGAGAAAAAUAAAACUUCAGCUACGCCAAGCCUUGAUACGAACGAAAAUUCGGUAUGUUGUGCCAACAAUACUCGGGCAUUAACAUGCUUAGAAUCACCAUUGUACUCGCAUACGCAAAGCGCAAAUGAAAUGUUGCCAGGCGACGGUGAAAUGUUGCUAGGCGGUGACGCUCAUCAUGGUCCUGCCUGCCCCACGAACGCUGCUGUCACUAAAACUAACGACAUCAGAACUCUAGCUCUUCAGCUGUGGGCGCUUAUUAUAGCAGAGUCAGCCUACACAUCAUAAAUGCCUUGGCUCUCGAUGAAUGAGUCAUUAUUAUUGAUAUCAAUGUUCGAUUUAAUUAUAGAAAUAUAAAAGGUUAUUUUUGAAUAUAUUUUGUAGAGAUGAACGCUUGUAAUAUGUGAUUAAACUGAGGUUCCCUUGCGUAAAUGGAAAAAAAAUUAAGAUAUUGCUUUCAUUAAAUUGUUUUACAGUGGUUUGGGCGUCGGUUUAGUUACAAAGCCAAGUGUUAAGUUUUAAUCAAUAAAUUUUGUUGUCAAAUUGAGGAAAAUGUUUUGGCCCAAGUUAAUGUGGGAGAAUUGUGAAACAUGUUUGAAUGAUUCCUAAAAAAUCUGUACCCUUGUCGGCCUUGUGAGACUACGUAAAACUUUACUGAUGAUAAUGGUAUUUUGAUAAUGUUAUUGGUGCCUUGCAUGCUAAAUGUAUAAAAAUUUAAUUUAGAAAUAAAGUUGAUCUUAUUUGCAUACAAAGAAUAAUAGGUAUAUAGUGAUAAUAACUUGCUUCUCGUCUAUAUGGAAAAUGUAAUCCUGAAUAAUUGCUUUAGUGUUACAUAUAAGUGGUUGAAAUCGCUAGAGGGCGAAAAUCAGUCACGAGUCUGUUGGAAAAGACUUGUGGAAUUCUUUUUGUUCGACACGUUAUUGUGUUUUUUCGUCUAUAAUAAAGUGUUAGCCUGUCGAUUGCUUUCAAAAGAGUUUCAAUAAGCAUGUUUUGGAUUUGGACUUAUGGGUAUUGUGAAAGAAAUGCUUAGUAAAAUUUAACGGGGAAUGUUUUUAAUUGAUGACUUGGAUUUUUUUUACCUCUAUGAAAGUUCUCAAUACAAAGAGAUCAUUGGGACAUGUAUACAUGUAUUGGGACAUCUAUGACUCUUCAAAGUCAUAUAUGUACGUACUUUUUUUAAUACUUAAUGUCAUUAAGAGCAAGAUGCACUAAGUGUUGCACAUUACUGGUCUUAUUUUGUAGAUGAUGCUCAAGGCGUAUGGCACUUUGUGAAUAACUGCCAAAGAAUAAAAAUUUUCUUAGCG
Messenger RNA from Hyalella azteca, 7837 nucleotides. RefSeq lists its product as uncharacterized. The transcript is spliced from 3 exons. Gene Ontology annotation, molecular function: ATP binding; protein kinase activity. Gene Ontology annotation, biological process: protein phosphorylation. The coding region runs from base 171 to 6821 and encodes 2216 amino acids. The record is from RefSeq and is a predicted model, not a curated record. Lineage: Eukaryota; Metazoa; Arthropoda; Malacostraca; Amphipoda; Hyalellidae.